ACUAAGUAGUGUCUUUAAUCAUCUCGAUGGUAAAAGUGUCAAAUUUCUCAAACCCCUGCACAGAAGAGUGCUGUGAUUCUUCAAGGCGGUUUACUCAUCUGUCAAAUAACGGAGGUGGUUCCCCGAGCUCAUCACCAUUCAGAUUCCAGCCCAGGUUGCACGUCCUUAGGCGUAGGCAGCCAAUUGGGCCCUCCGCCCGUCGUGCAUGCUGGGAGUUGUAGUUUCGGGUUCUUUUUUGCCGACUACCAGCUCCGUAGGAGCCGCUGAAGGACGGUUGCUGGUAUCAUUAGUAAGCGGCAAGUAUGGCGGUGGCGCGGGUUGACGGGGCUUUGCCUCCCGGAGAAGGGUCAGUGGUCAAUUGGUCAGGGCAGGGGCUACAGAAAUUGGGUCCAAACCUGCCCUGUGAAACUGACAUUCACACUUUGAUUUUGGAUAAAAAUCAGAUUAUUAAAUUGGAAAAUCUGGAGAAGUGCAGACGGUUAAUACAGUUGUCAGUGGCUAAUAAUCGGCUGGUGCGGAUGAUGGGUGUAGCCAAACUAACCCAACUUCGAGUAUUAAAUUUGCCUCAUAAUAGCAUUGGCUAUGUGGAAGGGCUAAAGGAGCUAGUACAUUUGGAAUGGCUGAAUUUGGCAGGAAAUAAUCUCAAGGCCAUGGAACAAAUCAAUAGCUGCACAGCUCUACAGCACCUUGAUUUAUCAGACAAUAGCAUACCCCAGAUUGGUGACCUAUCUAAGUUGGUAUUCCUGAAGACUCUGCUUUUACAUGGAAACAUCAUCACUUCUCUUAGAAUGGCCCCUGCUUAUCUACCCAGAAGUCUGGCUAUACUUUCUUUGGCAGAAAAUGAAAUCCGGGACUUAAAUGAGAUCUCUUUUUUGGCAUCCUUAACUGAGUUGGAACAAUUGUCGAUCAUGAACAAUCCUUGUGUGAUGGCAACACCUUCCAUUCCAGGGUUCGACUAUCGGCCAUACAUCGUCAGUUGGUGCUUAAACCUCAGAGUCCUAGAUGGAUACGUGAUUUCUCAGAAGGAAAGUUUGAAAGCUGAAUGGCUCUAUAGUCAAGGCAAGGGGAGAGCAUAUCGGCCUGGCCAGCACAUCCAGCUUGUCCAGUACCUGGCUACAGUCUGUCCUCUCACUUCUGCACUGGGUCUUCAGACUGCAGAAGACGCCAAACUGGAGAAGAUUCUGAGCAAACAGAAGUUUCACCAGAGGCAAUUGAUGAACCAAAGCCAAAAUGAAGAAUUAUCUCUUCUUGCUCCUGUUGAAACAAGGGCACCCAUUGUACCUGAGCACUCAAGCCCUGUUCAAGAUGGCCAGAUAGUCCAGGAAAGUGAACUUGUCACCCAAGUCAAUUCUUGGGUUGGGGCAAGCAGUAAUGAUGAUCAAUUGCAUGCUGUUACGAAUAACUUUCCAGCCUCUGGACACACCACAAGAUAUUCACGAAGUGACCUGCACCUGGAAGACAUACAAACCGAUGAGGACAAGUUAAACUGUAGCCUUCUCUCGUCAGAGUCUACUUUCAUGCCAGUUGCAUCAGGACUUUCUCCAGUGUCACCUACAGUUGAGCUGAGGCUACAGGGCAUUAACUUGGGUGUAGAAGACGGUAGUGUUGCAGAUGAAUCUGUGAAAGGGCUGAAAAGCCAGGACUUGUGUAAGGAAGAGGGAAAGACUCCAUGGACUGUAAAUGAGGAUUCUGUUCAGAUGAUGACGGGUGAGAUCAGUGCAGAGGUAAAUGAGAACACUGGGCUCUUACCUUGUCCUGAGCCAACAGUAACCAGUGCUGUCCUGAAGGAUAAAAGCCAUGGCCUUAAAUCUUUUCCCGAGUCCACUGGACACAGUCUCUCCCAUACACAGCCAAGCAGUGAAGAAAGCAUGUCCCAAACAACUUCAGAGAAGCUUCAUUUCAGAAUUUUAACCCAGAAAUCUGCUGCUUUGGAACAAGAUAAAGUUUCUCUUCAAAAACUGAAUGAAGCGGCCACUAAGCUUCAGGCUUGUUGGCGGGGCUUUUAUGCCAGAAAUUACAACCCUCAGGCCAAAGAUGUGCGAUAUGAAAUCCGGCUACGCAGAAUGCAGGAGCACAUUGUCUGCUUAACUGAGGAGAUAAGAAGGUUAAGAAAAGAAAGAGAUGAAGAACGUAUUAAAAAAUUUGUGCAAGAAGAAGCUGUCAGAUUCCUUUGGAACCAGGUAAGGUCUCUGCAGACUUGGCAACAGACAGUGGACCAGCAUCUAAGUUCCUGUCACACUGGUGCUCCUCCUAUAAUAAGCCCUCUGGUGCCAUCCAAACCUCCACUAUUCACCCAAAGUCAGGAACCCUCAUCUGAUCAAAAUUCUGACUGGUUUGUUGCUUCUGAUGAAGCUCCUCAAGAGAAAUCCUUACCAGAAUUUCCAGACUCUGGUUUUCAUUCCUCGCUGACAGAACAAGUUCACUGUUUGCAGGAUUCUUUGGAUUUCGAAAAAAGUUCAACAGAAGGCAGUGAGAGCUCCAUAAUGGGGAAUUCCAUUGACACGGUCAAAUAUGGCAAAGAGUCAGAUUUAGGGGGUGUUAGUGAAGACCAUGGUGAAUGGGGGAAGGGAAGCUCAAGCAAUGAGCAGGAUAGCAGUCUGCUUGAACAGUAUUUAACUUCAGUUCAGCAGCUAGAGGAUGCUGAAGAAAGGACAAGUUCCAAUGAAGGGGCAGGAGACAGUAAGUGUCACGUAGAUCGUUCCUCAGAAAAAUUAGAUGUUUGGUCUGACGGUGCUUCUGGAGAUGAGACUCAUGACACAUCUCCUACUCUGCAAGAUGAAAUCAGCCAGACCUCAGAGAAUUGUAAAUUAAACACAGAAGUGCAAGAGCAGCAGCCAGAAUGUGAUCCCUCAUUUCAGGCCGGCUUUGAGCUCGUGAUCCUUCUGCCUCAGCCUCCAAGUCGCUGAGACUACAGGUGCAUGCUACUGUAUCCAGCCUUCAGGUUUGACCAGGAAUCAAACUCAGGCCUCGCUUGUGGUCCCAGUUUACAGAGCAGUGUCUUAGCAACACAUGCUACCAUAGCUGGGCCUGUAUUGUGUGUUCUAAAAUUUAAAUAUAUGAUACCCUCAUUCGUGAAGUAAAAUAGAAGGGAUCUGAAAGGAACAGUCUAGACAUUUUUAAUAAUAUUCCUCUCAUUGAGGAAGACUGUUAAUGCCAUAUUAAAAUGAAAUGUUAAGUAAACAAAUCAGUUCUCGCAGCCUUGGUGAGAAGUAGAUUUUUUUUUUUAAUGAGGUGCUUUUUAUCAGAAUGAAUAGAAAUCAUACUAAAUUUCAAUUCCUUUAUUUUAGGGGAUAGCUGGAAUUACUUUGUAGUGGCUUUAUUCAUUUUGUGAUUAAAUUUGAGUGCUUUAUAAUAGUUUAAAUGUUGACAGAGUUUAAAAAUAAUUUGAUUUUGGACUUUUUUAGAUUUCUUUUUAAUUUUGUUGUAAAAAGAGUAGAUUAUUUAACAUUGUUAUGGUCUGUUUUCUGAAGGCUUAAUAUUUUAUAUUGUACUUAUUUAAUUUGCAUUUCAGUUUCUCUA
Molecule: messenger RNA, 3519 nt
Organism: Tupaia belangeri chinensis (Chinese tree shrew)
Lineage: Eukaryota; Metazoa; Chordata; Mammalia; Scandentia; Tupaiidae
Gene: CEP97
Product: centrosomal protein 97
Exons: 12
Coding region: 303-2906 (867 amino acids)
Biological process (GO): negative regulation of cilium assembly
Cellular component (GO): centrosome
Molecular function (GO): protein binding
Source: RefSeq, a predicted model, not a curated record